This is a messenger RNA of Drosophila pseudoobscura, 1351 nucleotides long. RefSeq names its product ubiquitin-conjugating enzyme E2 D2B-like. The coding region runs from base 412 to 1230 and encodes 272 amino acids. Lineage: Eukaryota; Metazoa; Arthropoda; Insecta; Diptera; Drosophilidae. The transcript has 2 exons. The record is from RefSeq and is a predicted model, not a curated record.
CGUUCCCUUUUCAGCCGCAAAACUUUUGAAAAUAAAGCAGUUAUUGUGCCAGUGGGACUUAUAAUCCACACAAAACUUAAAAGAACUCCCAAUUCCAAUCCUGUGUAUUAUUGCUGGGGCAAUACAGUACAAAAUAAUUAUUUGACUGUAUUUAAUACAGAAUCGUAUACGGCGGGCGAAACGUGAAAGUUCAAAACAGAGAAACGGCAAAACAGCUGGGCAAAAUGUAGUGUUAGAAAGCAAGUCAAAGCAAGCUGUGCUGGUAGCCGAGUCAAAGGAAGCCGUGCUGGAAACCGAGUCGAAACAAACUGUGUAAAACUGUAAAACAGACCUCUCUCACUUUCAUUUCGUGUGCGACAUUUUCAGUCAUUCUGGGAAAAUAAAAAUCACAUUUUCAAUAAUCUGAACGUAAUGGCACCCCGCAAAAAUGCUCGUAUUUUGGCGGCCAACCAGGCGUCCUCUGCCGCCCCGCCCUUGGCCCGACGCGCUGCGUUCCUCCGCGCAGUGGAGGCCAUAUCCGUUACCAGGCGCCGCUGGACCACCACCACUGCCAGCCGGCGCCGUGCAAUCCAGAGCGCUGCCAACCAGCCGCCCGCUGAGGACCCUCCCGUUACCAACCUUCGCGGGACCAAUCGCCGCGGUACCAAUCGCCGUGGGACCAACCGCCGCGGGACCAAUCGCCGUGGUACACAACGUGGCACCGGUGGGAGUGCCGUCAUGGAAGCUUUGCCCGCUAGCUUGCCAGUUGCGGUGCCAGAAAAACGAAUGGUCUCUCAAAUUGGCAUACGCCGCCUCCGCAAGGAGAUGGAGAAAAUGACGAGCGAUCCGACGGAGGGGUGCACAGUGGAGUUAGUUGACGACUGUAUCUACGACUGGAAGGCCGUUAUUCUCGGGCCCUCGGACACGCCCUACGAGGGCGGCCACUUUGAACUACGCCUUCAAUUUCCGCAGGCGUACCCGGCUCAACCGCCGUUUUUGAUGUUCCUUACAAAGGUCUACCAUUGCAACGUACACAACCGCGCUAUCUGCGUGGAUAUUCUGCGCUCGACUUGGUCGCCCGCCCUGACCGUGGAGAAGAUACUUUUGUCCAUCCGGUCGCUGCUGUCGGACCCCAACCCCGAUAGCCCCUUGAACUGCGACGCUGCCGAGCUGUACAAGACGGACCGCAAGGAGCACGACCGCAUGGCACGGCUGUGGACCCGCCGCUACGCCCAGCCUUCAGAUGACUGAAUAAUCCCACACUUUCCGAAUUCUUUGGGCACCAUGAGAACAUAAUAACAUAAUAUACAAUUUAUAUUUGACUGAAAUAAAGGCCCGGGCUGUGAGUUGUUUGCCUCACACAAUGAUAACA